Messenger RNA from Pomacea canaliculata, 712 nucleotides. RefSeq lists its product as uncharacterized. The transcript has 5 exons. The record is from RefSeq and is a predicted model, not a curated record. NCBI's taxonomy places the organism in Eukaryota, Metazoa, Mollusca, Gastropoda, Architaenioglossa, Ampullariidae. Bases 1 to 567 code for a protein of 188 amino acids.
AUGAUCACAUAUUUCCGCAAUCUCGGUGUGACAGGUGUGACCUUAGCACUGGGUGACACUGGUCUUGACACUGUCACACUGCGUCAUCAAAACUUAACAGGAAUAGAACUGCCUCUGUGUGGAGAAGUGAGAGUCAGAGGUCUUCACACUGAGACCGGACCUGGUGUGUGGAUGAUGUGUCUAACAGCCACCCGGAUGGCCACGUGUGUUAUUCUCGCUGCACUUACCUGUGGUCUGGUCAGUGUCUGUCAGAGCGCACAGACUACCCGGACUAAACCAUGUUCUCAAUCAGCGACUUGUGGUAAAGGGUAUUGUUGUGUUGCCCUCAACCAACCCAGGGGUAAGAGAGGGGCAGAGAGUACCCCUCUAGGCACCUGUCGACCUCUAGGAAAGACCUCCAAUAGUUGUCUGGUGAGUAGCGGCCCCUACGACCCCACUCGCCUCUACUACGCAUGUCCGUGCGCCGGCGGCCUCGUGUGCAAAGGAACUGGGUUAAUCGAAGUCCCGCUUGGAGAAAGAGGUAUCUGCGAGUCUACAUCCUCGACACCAGCAGCUUAUGACAACUGAUCCCGUGUGUCACUCGAACUGUGAUGGCGUCCACGGCAGUCCUGCAAGUCCACUACAUGUCCUUUGCUCACUGUUCGUGCACCGAUGAUGUGGCGAUGUUGCUGUCAGUAGCUGGACAAACAAAUCAUUAAAAGAUCAAACAAGC